This is a messenger RNA of Chelonia mydas (Green sea turtle), 3011 nucleotides long. RefSeq names its product UTP14A small subunit processome component (gene UTP14A). Gene Ontology annotation, cellular component: nucleolus; small-subunit processome. Lineage: Eukaryota; Metazoa; Chordata; Testudines; Cheloniidae. The record is from RefSeq and is a predicted model, not a curated record. The transcript has 14 exons. The coding region runs from base 312 to 2771 and encodes 819 amino acids. Gene Ontology annotation, biological process: rRNA processing.
GCCCCGGCUCGCGGCGACGGCCGGCUCCGUGAGGGGCGGAAGUGCCGCGCUUUACGACCUGCGCGCUGGUGCAGGGCCGGCUCGCGGAGCUGCCAGUACUUGUUCCUACCCACGUGUGCUGGCCGGGCGGGGAGCCGGGCUGGGCGCGCGGCGGAGGCCUGUGCUGUCUGUUCGGUGCCGGUUUCCCAGGUAGCUCGUCCCGCAGGACCUGGCUGUGCGAUCGACACCCGUAGCCUGUGCGAUCCUGUGCCAAGGAGCCCAAGCCUGAGCCCGGCUCGUGUCUCCCCAGCAGCAGCUUCCUGGGGCUGCCGAUGGCCGAGGAGGAUUUGUUCCGGAGCGACCACCCUGUGAGCGCCAGCGAGGAUGAGGGGGAUGACAAUGAGGAGAGGCGGCAUCGUCAGCUCUUGGAGGCGGUCAGCUCCCUCGCUGGAAAGAAGCGGCGGAAGCUGGCUGAACGCACAGAGGCGAGCGUGCAGGUGUCCGAGUUCAACCUCAGCUGUGAAGGCAUCGGGGAGAAGCUGGUCCUGCCUGAGCUGCUGGGGUCCAUCCGGGCCUCGUCCUCCCUGGGCACCGUGAAGAAGCAAUUGAAUAGAGUCAAGCAGAAAAAGUCCCUGGAGCUGCCACUCAGCAAAGAGGAGUCAGAGCGGGUUGUGAGGGAAGCUGCCUACAAUAAGACCUCGAAGGCCGUUGCCAAGUGGGAACAGGUGGUUCAGCAAAACCGACGAGCGGAACAGUUGGUUUUCCCCCUGAAGCAGGAGCAGAUGGGGGUUGCACCCAUCGAGGAGGUGUUGACCGGCUGGAAGGCCCGAACACCGCUGGAGCAGGAGAUCUUCAGUCUUCUCCAUAAGACGCAGCAGCCGGUGAUGGACCCGCUGCUGACGCCUCUGGAAGAGGCCUCGCUGCGGGCAAUGAGCCUGGAGGAGGCUCAGCUGCGCCGGGCAGAGCUGCAGAAGGCCCGUGCUCUGCAGUCCUACUAUGAGGCCAAGGCCCGUCGAGAGAAGAAGAUCAAGAGCAAGAAGUACCACCGAGUGCUGCAGAAGGGCAGGAGUCGCAAGGCCCUGAAGGAGUUUGAGGUGCUGCGGAAGCUAGACCCCGAGGCUGCCCUGACAAAGCUGGAGGAGAUGGAGAGAAGCAGGAUUGAGGAGAGGAUGAGCCUCAAGCACCAGAACAAGGGGAAAUGGGCCCGCUCCAGAGCCAUUAUGGCCAAGUACAACUUGGAGGCCCGCAAGGCCAUGCAGGAGCAGCUGUCCAGGAACAAGGAGCUGACCCAGAAAGUGCCUGUGGAGCCAGAGGGUGAAGAGGAGGGCGACAUGGCUGGGGAAGACCUCCUCCCGGACUCCAUCAAUGAAGUGCAGCCCAGCACGGAUGGAGCCAACCCUUGGAUGUUGGGGAAACCCAGCAGUGAAGCAAAGGACUCUGGGACGCAGGAGGACCCCAAGGACCUUAGAGAGUCUGCUGCCCCGGAGGAUGCUGGGAACGAGGGAGAGGAGAUGUCAGAGGAUGAGAUCUUGUUACAAGACUUUGAGCAAAGACGAUGCACACGGCAACAACAGACAGGGAGCCCAGAGCCUGAGGGUGAGCAGGCUGGGGCCAGAUGUCAUGGCCCCGGAGCACCAUUGUGGGCGGCACUCUGGGGCCUGGAGUGGUGGGAAAACAGGAGUCAGGUUUGGAGCCUCCUGCCACCAGCUGUCAGGAGCUGGUUGGGCUGGAAGAGAGGCUGUGUGAACCCCUUGCCACCCUGCUGCUCUGAGGGGAGCAGCAUCUCGCCCAUCAGCCCGAUGGUCCCCCCUCGCCCUCCCUGGGGCCUGUUAUAUCCACAGUGGGUAGCAGUGCCUUCACCCAGUGCUCUCGCAGGUGCUGGCGAAGCGGAGGAGGCACACUUGUUUGCUGAGCUGCUGUCGAAUGUGCAGACGGGUCCUGGAGUGGAACAACCUGCCCAGGGGCCAGAGGGGCCGCUGCUGUCGGAGCAGCUGGGCAGGCGGCGCACACCGGAGGAGAUAGAUGCUUUGGGCCAGGAGGAGGGGGCGGAAGAGCAGGAGCGGCCCUGGCCCACUGGGACACUGCAGGAGUCAGAGGAAGAGGGCAGUGCUGGGGGUUGCCGCACGGCCAGGAAGGCACCUAAGCAGAAGAUGAUCAACCUGCAGGCUGUCCUGGCUGGGGAGUCCCACGUGAUCCAGUGUCCUGCCCAGCCAAUCUCUGUGCAGGAUGAGGAGGAGGAGACUGCAGACCAGAGGCUGGUGAUCAAGGAGGCCUUUGCGGGGGAUGACGUCAUUGCUGACUUCCUGCGGGAGAAGCACAAGGUGGAGCAGGCAGGGAAGCCGCAGGCCGUGGACCUGGUCCUACCCGGAUGGGGCGAGUGGGGCGGCACGGGGCUGCGGCCUAGCGCCAGGAAGAGGAAGCGGUUCCUCAUCAAGCCGGUGCCAGGGCCACCCAGGAGAGAUCGGCACCUGCCCCAUGUCAUCAUCAGCCAGCAGCGCAAUGUCUUGGCUGCAGCACACCAGGUCAACGAGGUCCCUUUCCCCUUCGACCGCCGCCAGCAGUUUGAGCGGAGCAUCCGCGCGCCGGUGGGGCCCACAUGGAACACACAGCAAGCUUUCCAGAAGCUGACAGCCCCCCGCAUCCUCACCCAGCCAGGCCACAUCAUCCAGCCCAUAUCUGCCGAGGACGCCAGCCCCCAGAGCACUGUGCCCACCCGCGGAGGCAGCGCUGCCCUGCCGCCCACGCCCCAGCGUUCCAGGCACCACCAGCACUCCCACAAGAAGGCUCACUAGGCCAGAGGGGCCAUGCUGCUUGUGGCAGCACAGAGACUGAGGGUGGCUGUGAAGUGCGUGGCCGGGCCCUGGUAGGGCUAGGAACUGCUCGGUGAGCAGGUGGGCCGGGCUGGCCCUAAGUGAGGGCAGAGGAUACCAUGCCAUGUUCCUGCCCUAGAGGCAGGGGCACUUUCCUGCACCCACACAGUGUGCUGCAUUCAUCUGGAACCAGAGCUCCUUCCCCAAUAAAUGUCCUGGCGG